Molecule: messenger RNA, 939 nt
Organism: Fusarium tjaetaba
Lineage: Eukaryota; Fungi; Ascomycota; Sordariomycetes; Hypocreales; Nectriaceae
Product: gEgh 16
Exons: 6
Coding region: 1-939 (312 amino acids)
Source: RefSeq, a predicted model, not a curated record
AUGCUGACCGCCUUGUUUCUGUCUGCCCUGGCCUGGAGCCGAAUGGCAAAUGCCCAUGGAACCAUCACCAGAGUGGUUGGCGCAAAUGGUGUUGUUAUGCCCGGGCUUACCAUCCUUGAUGGAACACCCCGGUCUUCAACCUCUGCUGCUUCCGGAGCCCAGGUUGAUACCAGCGUAAUCCGUGACCCCGAACUUGCUACUAGCAAGGCCUCUGCACUUGGUCGAACUAGUAAAGGCCCAGUUGACGGCACCCGCGUCAUCGAGGCGUUCAUGAAUGGUCUCAAGGGCCGGUCCCUUGCUGACACUAUCCUUGGGGGAGGUGAAGAAGCGACGAGAGAAGCCGUAUCCUUUGUUACCGGUAACGCUGGAGCAGUUGUAAAUGGCGUGCAAGACGGGAUUGAAAGCUCCCCAGUUGGUGGCUUGGCCCUAGGAGCUGAGCAUGGAGUCAAUGGCCUUUUGGAUGACUUCUUCCAAACCGCAAAAGGCGUGCCCUCUCCUCGUGGAUACAUCGAAGACGGCGUCCAGAAUUCUACUGGAGUUGGCGCUAAGUCCGGGCUGCCUACCACUGCAUCCGACGGAACUCUCAAGCUCAUCUACCAUCAGGUCAACGAGGACGGUGCUGGUCCCUUGCUAGUAGACAUAGACUUCACUUCAGGAGGGACUGACCCGAAAGCUUUUAAGUCCGCUGAAGUGGUUCAGAACAUUAUUGGCGUAUUAGGCUUUUCGACGGUAAGCUCGACUGACUUUCCGGUCGUUGUGAAAGUGCCUACUGGAAAGGUUUGCACUGGGAAGGUAGCUGGAGUUUCUGGGGUUUGUAUUGUAAGGGUACGAAACAGUGCUACUGCUGGUCCCUUUGGAGGCGCCGGUGCAUUCACUCAUAACCCAGAGGCUGUGAAGGGGAAGAAGACCAGCGCCAAGUUCCGCCACCGUCAUGUCUAA